Saccoglossus kowalevskii is the source of this 1286-nucleotide messenger RNA. RefSeq lists its product as uncharacterized. The record is from RefSeq and is a predicted model, not a curated record. Lineage: Eukaryota; Metazoa; Hemichordata; Enteropneusta; Harrimaniidae. Gene Ontology annotation, molecular function: protein binding.
GCAAUAUUAAAACCGCAAGAAAUGUUUCGCAUUUCACGUCAAAAAUCAUAUGGUUGCCAUGGAAUUGUACAACUGAUGUAUUUACUCUAGUGAAUAUCUGUACUUCGUUAACUGGAGAUCAUCUUUUUUCAUUCUGACAUUCACAUCGUCAUUUCUCGCAUCGCGUUCAUCACUUCUCAAGGAUGCUGUUUGUAAUCCCUGAUAAAAUGAGCUGUUAUCUGCGUGCGCUGAGCUUUACAAUAUUUUGUGUGCUGCCAGUUAUUGCUCAAUCCAGUAUAUAUAAAUACGUUACAAUUGACUCUUGCCGAGAUGGUAUUCAGAGAACAGUUGAUACCGAUGCCGCAGCAGGAGAGAUAGUCGUUGACAUUGCGCAAUCCGACGAGAACACGGGAAGCUGUCACCUGACUCUCAAUGUUAGCAAGGGAAAACGUAUAGCUCUUUUCUUUGAUAAGGCAUUUUAUUUUCCCGUGGUGCACACAAGCAGCGAACCAGAAUGUACGCUUGGCGCGUUAGAAAUACGGGACGGGUUGUCAGGAGACCUACUCACCCCUACCCCGAUAUGUGGAGUCGUCCAAGAGAUGGAUAUUCGACCAAUGUGGAUGGAACCCUAUUUCAGUAACUCUAACUCAAUGACGUUCUCAAUCUCUGCCCGUUCAGGCGAUCUACGAGGAACUAUUAAUUUCAAGAUGAAAUUUAUAGUUUUUGUUAACGUUUCUGACGAUAGUUGUUUUACAUGCCCCGAUCUUGUUGGAUUCGAUUUCCCAUUGUGCAUCGACAAUAGACUGAAAUGCGACAACGUCAACAAUUGUCCUGAUGGUAGCGAUGAGGAUUAUAGAUACACGAAAAAUAAGACGUGUGACCUGAAAUGUCUGAACGGUCCUCUAGCUUACGUAGAUGGAAACAAAGCGUGUGACGGCGAAAAAACAUGUGCUGAUGGCAGCGACGAAUCAGUGGAAAUGUGCGGGCUUCGCCAGAGCAAACCAUUCAGCACAUUGAGCAUGACCGAUAUCGUCGUAAGCAUCAUAUGUUUUAUUUUCUUGGCGAUUUUAUUCUGUGUCUGCAUAUAUUGCUACUGUUGCCCUCCUCCUCCAAGUCGUUACAAGAAAGCAUACAAACGAGCUAAGAAGGAACGCAGAUACCAAGAGCAGAUGAUGCAACAGCAAGCAAUGGCCGGGAUGGCGCCACACGGCCAGAACGCCCAACAGUUGUAACAGACCAACAGUUGAUGAUCUCGAUAUGGGUAGAUGGUAGCAGUUGUUGUGUCGGAAUGAAAGUGUCCCUCUACG